AUGAAAGUGGAACUGGAUGAGCAGGAGAGGACGGGGAAACAGGACAGCAAGCGAAUGCGAGGACAGGCCCCACAUGAAACCCACGAGCUUCAACAGAUGACUGUGUCCUUCUAUCAUUCAGCUCCUACGACAACUGCAACUGCAGUACUUACUACAACAACCACAACUGUAGCUCCUAUAACCACUACAACGGUAGCACCUACAACAACAACUGUAGCUCCUACGGCAACAAAUGUAGCUCCUACUACCACUACAAUUGCAGCGCCUACUACGAUAACCACUGCAACUCCUACUACAACAACUGUAGCUCCUACGGACACUACAACAGUAGCACCUACAACGACAACUGAAGCUCUGCCGACAACAACUGCAGUUCCUACGACCACUACACCUGCAGUACCUACUACAAUAAACACAACUACAGCUCCUACUACAACAACUGUAGGUCCUACCGACACCACACCUGCAGCACCGACUAUGGCAACUACAUCUGCUGCUCCUAUGACAACCACAUCUACAGCUCCUACUACAACAUCGGUAGCUUCUACACCGACUACAACAGCUUUUGCUCCUACAACAAAUACUGUAGCUCCUAUGACCUCUACAACUGCAGCACCUACUACGACAACUGCAGCACCUACUACGACAGCUGCAGCACCUACGACAACUUUCCUACGACCACUACACCUGCAGUACCUACUACAACAAACACAACUACAGCUCCUACUACAACAACUCUCCUACGACAACUGCAACUGCAGUACUUACUACAACAACCACAACUGUAGCUCCUAUAACCACUACAACGGUAGCACCUACAAAAACAACUGUAGCUCCUACGGCAACAAAUUUAGCUCCUACUACCACUACAAUUGCAGCACCUACUACGAUAACCACUGCAACUCCUACUACAACAACUGUAGCUCCUACGACCACCACACCUGCAGCAUCGACUAUGGCAACUACAACUGCUGCUCCUGUGACAACAACAUCUACAGCUCCUACUACAACAUCGGUAGCUCCUACACCAACUACAACAGCUUUAGCUCCUACAACAAAUACUCAACUACUACGAUAACCACUGCAACUCCUACUACAACAACUGUAGCUCCUACGGACACUACAACAGUAGCACCUACAAUGACAACUGAAGCUCCGCCAACAACAACUGCAGUUCCUACGACCACUACACCUGCAGUACCUACUACAACAAACACAACUACAGCUCCUACUACAACAACUGUAGGUCCUACGACCACCACACCUGCAGCAUCGACUAUGGCAACUACAACUGCUGCUCCUGUGACAACAACAUCUACAGCUCCUACUACAACAUCGGUAGCUCCUACACCAACUACAACAGCUUUAGCUCCUACAACAAAUACUGUAGCUCCUACGACCUCUACAACUGCAGCACCUACUACGACAACUGCAGCACCUACUACGACAGCUGCAGCACCUCCUACAACAACCACAACUGUAGCUCCUAUAACCACUACAACGGUAGCACCUACAACAACAACUGUAGCUCCUACGGCAACAAAUGUAGCUCCUACUACCACUACAAUUGCAGCACCUACUACGAUAACCACUGCAACUCCUACUACAACAACUGUAGCUCCUACGGACACUACAACAGUAGCACCUACAACGACAACUGAAGCUCCGCCGACAACAACUGCAGUUCCUACGACCACUACACCUGCAGUACCUACUACAAUAAACACAACUACAGCUCCUACUACAACAACUGUAGGUCCUACCACCACCACACCUGCAGCACCGACUAUGGCAACUACAUCUGCUGCUCCUAUGACAACCACAUCUACAGCUCCUACUACAACAUCGGUAGCUUCUACACCGACUACAACAGCUUUUGCUCCUACAACAAAUACUUCUUCGACAACUGCAGCUCCUACAACUGCAGCUCCUACGACAACAACUGUAGCUCCUAUGACAACCACACCAGCAGUACCAACUACAAUUACCACAAAUACAGCUCUUACUACAACACCUACAGUUCUUACGGCCAUUACAACUGCAGAACCUACUACGACAACCACUGUAGCUCCUACGGCAACAAAUGUAGCUCCUACUACCAAUACAAUUGCAGCACCUACUACGAUAACCACUGCAACUCCUACUACAACAACUGUAGCUCCUACGGACACUACAACAGUAGCACCUACAACGACAUCUGAAGCUCCGCCAACAACAACUGCAGUUCCUACGACCACUACACCUGCAGUACCUACUACAACAAACACAACUACAGCUCCUACUACAACAACUGUAGGUCCUACGACCACCACACCUGCAGCAUCGACUAUGGCAACUACAACUGCUGCUCCUAUGACAACAACAUCUACAGCUCCUACUACAACAUCGGUAGCUUCUACACCAACUACAACAGCUUUAGCUCCUACAACAAAUACUGUAGCUCCUACGACCUCUACAACUGCAGCACCUACUACGACAACUGCAGCACCUACUACGACAGCUGCAGCACCUACGACAACUCUCCUACUACAACAUCGCUCCUACGACAACUGCAACUGCAGUACUUACUACAACAACCACAACUGUAGCUCCUAUAACCACUACAACGGUAGCACCUACAAAAACAACUGUAGCUCCUACGGCAACAAAUGUAGCUCCUACUACCACUACAAUUGCAGCACCUACUACGAUAACCACUGCAACUCCUACUACAACAACUGUAGCUCCUACGACCACCACACCUGCAGCAUCGACUAUGGCAACUACAACUGCUGCUCCUAUGACAACAUCUACAGCUCCUACUACAACAUCGGUAGCUCCUACACCAACUACAACAGCUUUAGCUCCUACAACAAAUACUGUAGCUCCUACGACCUCUACAACUGCAGCACCUACUACGACAGCUGCAGCACCUACGACAACUUACCUACUACAACAAACACAACUACAGCUCCUACUACAACAACUGUAGGUCCUACGACCACCACACCUGCAGCAUCGACUAUGGCAACUACAACUGCUGCUCCUGUGACAACAACAUCUACAGCUCCUACUACAACAUCGGUAGCUCCUACACCAACUACAACAGCUUUAGCUCCUACAACAAAUACUGUAGCUCCUACGACCUCUACAACUGCAGCACCUACUACGACAACUGCAGCACCUACUACGACAGCUGCAGCACCUACGACAACUGCAGCUCCUACGACAACUGCAGCUCCUACGACAACAGAAGAACCUACGACAGCUGCAGCUCCUACGACAACUGAAGCUCCUACGACAGCUGCAGCUCCUACAACAACUGAAGCUCCUACGACAACUGAAGCUCCUACGACAACUGCAACUGCAGUACUUACUACAACAACCACAACUGUAGCUCCUAUAACCACUACAACGGUAGCACCUACAACAACAACUGUAGCUCCUACGGCAACAAAUGUAGCUCCUACUACCACUACAAUUGCAGCACCUACUACGAUAACCACUGCAACUCCUACUACAACAACUGUAGCUCCUACGGACACUACAACAGUAGCACCUACAACGACAACUGAAGCUCCGCUCGACAACAACUGCAGUUCCUACGACCACUACACCUGCAGUACCUACUACAAUAAACACAACUACAGCUCCUACUACAACAACUGUAGGUCCUACCACCACCACACCUGCAGCACCGACUAUGGCAACUACAUCUGCUGCUCCUAUGACAACCACAUCUACAGCUCCUACUACAACAUCGGUAGCUUCUACACCGACUACAACAGCUUUUGCUCCUACAACAAAUACUGUAGCUCCUAUGACCUCUACAACUGCAGCACCUACUACGACAACUGCAGCACCUACUACGACAGCUGCACAUCGACUAUGGCAACUACAACUGCUGCUCCUAUGACAACAACAUCUACAGCUCCUACUACAACAUCGGAAGCUCCUACGACAUCUGAAGCUCCUACGACAACUGCAACUGCAGUACUGACUACAACAACCACAACUGUAGCUCCUAUAACCACUACAACGGUAGCACCUACAACAACAACUGUAGCUCCUACGGCAACAAAUGUAGCUCCUACUACCACUACAAUUGCAGCACCUACUACGAUAACCACUGCAACUCCUACUACAACAACUGUAGCUCCUACGGACACUACAACAGUAGCACCUACAAUGACAACUGAAGCUCCGCCAACAACAACUGCAGUUCCUACGACCACUACACCUGCAGUACCUACUACAACAAACACAACUACAGCUCCUACUACAACAACUGUAGGUCCUACGACCACCACACCUGCAGCAUCGACUAUGGCAACUACAACUGCUGCUCCUGUGACAACAACAUCUACAGCUCCUACUACAACAUCGGUAGCUCCUACACCAACUACAACAGCUUUAGCUCCUACAACAAAUACUACAACUGUAGCUCCUACGGACACUACAACAGUAGCACCUACAACGACAACUGAAGCUCCGCCGACAACAACUGCAGUUCCUACGACCACUACACCUGCAGUACCUACUACAAUAAACACAACUACAGCUCCUACUACAACAACUGUAGGUCCUACCACCACCACACCUGCAGCACUGACUAUGGCAACUACAUCUGCUGCUCCUAUGACAACCACAUCUACAGCUCCUACUACAACAUCGGUAGCUUCUACACCGACUACAACAGCUUUUGCUCCUACAACAAAUACUGUAGCUCCUAUGACCUCUACAACUGCAGCACCUACUACGACAACUGCAGCACCUACUACGACAGCUGCAGCACCUACGACAACUGCAGCUCUUACGACAACUGAAGCUCCUACGACAACUGAAGCUCCUACGACAGCUGCAGCUCCUACGACAACUGAAGCUCCUACGACAGCUGCAGCUCCUACGACAACUGCAGCUCCUACGACAACUGCAGCUCCUACAACAACUGCAGCUCCUACGACAACUGAAACAACUGCAGCUCCUACGACAACAACUGUAGCUCCUACUACCACUACAUCUGCAAUACCUACUUUAACAACCACAACUACAGAUCCCACUACAAAAACUGAAGCUCCUACGACAACAACAAUAGCAGCCCCUACGACAACAACUGCAGCUCUUACUACAACAAUUCCUACGACAGCUGCAGCUCCUACGACAACUGAAGCUCCUACGACAGCUGAAGAACCUACGACAGCUGCAGCUCCUACGACAACUGAAGCUCCUACGACAACUGCAACUGCACCUACGACAGCUGCAGCUCCUACGACAACUGAAGCUCCUACGACAACUGCAACUGCAGUACUGUCUACAACAACCACAACUGUAGCUCCUAUAACCACUACAACGGUAGCACCUACAACAACAACUGUAGCUCCUACGGCAACAAAUGUAGCUCCUACUACCACUACAAUUGCAGCACCUACUACGAUAACCCCUGCAACUCCUACUACAACAACUGUAGCUCCUACGGACACUACAACAGUAGCACCUACAACGACAACUGAAGCUCCGACGACAACAACUGCAGUUCCUACGACCACUACACCUGCAGUACCUACUACAACAAACACAACUACAGCUCCUACUACAACAACUGUAGCUCCUACUACAACAUCGGUAGCUCCUACACCAACUACAACAGCUUUAGCUCCUACAACAAAUACUGUAGCUCCUACGACCUCUACAACUGCAGCACCUACUACGACAACUGCAGCACCUACUACGACAGCUGCAGCACCUCACGACAACUGCACUGCAGCUCCUACGACAACUGAAGCUCCUACGACAACUGCAACUGCAGUACUGUCUACAACAACCACAACUGUAGCUCCUAUAACCACUACAACGGUAGCACCUACAACAACAACUGUAGCUCCUACGGCAACAAAUGUAGCUCCUACUACCAAUACAAUUGCAGCACCUACUACGAUAACCCCUGCAACUCCUACUACAACAACUGUAGCUCCUACGGACACUACAACAGUAGCACCUACAACGACAACUGAAGCUCCGUCCUACCACCACCACACCUGCAGCACCGACUAUGGCAACUACAUCUGCUGCUCCUAUGACAACCACAUCUACAGCUCCUACUACAACAUCGGUAGCUUCUACACCGACUACAACAGCUUUUGCUCCUACAACAAAUACUGUAGCUCCUAUGACCUCUACAACUGCAGCACCUACUACGACAACUGCAGCACCUACUACGACAGCUGCAGCACCUACGACAACUGUCCUUCGACUACUACAAAAGAAGAACCUACACUGACAACUGUAUCUUCUUCGACAACUGCAGCUCCUACAACUGCAGCUCCUACGACAACAACUGUAGCUCCUAUGACAACCACACCAGCAGUACCAACUACAAUUACCACAACAACUGCAGUACUGUCUACAACAACCACUACUGUAGCUCCUAUAACCACUACAACGGUAGCACCUACAACAACAACUGUAGCUCCUACGCUCCUACGGACACUACAACAUUCCUACGACCACUACACCUGCAGUACCUACUACAACAAACACAACUACAGCUCCUACUACAACAACUGUAGGUCCUACGACCACCACACCUGCAGCAUCGACUAUGACAACUACAACUGCUGCUCCUAUGACAACAACAUCUACAGCUCCUACUACAACAUCGUACCUACUACAAUAAACACAACUACAGCUCCUACUACAACAACUGUAGGUCCUACCACCACCACACCUGCAGCACCGACUAUGCACCUACUACGACAACUGCAGCACCUACUACGAAAGCUGCAGCACCUACGACAUCUGCAGCUCCUACGACAACUGAAUACUGUCUACAACAACCACAACUGUAGCUCCUAUAACCACUACAUCGGUAGCUUCUACACCGACUACAACAGCUUUUGCUCCUACAACAAAUUCUGUAGCUCCUAUGACCUCUACAACUGCAGCACCUACUACGACAACUGCAGCACCUACUACGAAAGCUGCAGCACCUACGACAACUGCAGCUCUUACGACAACUCCUACGACAACUGCAACUGCAGUACUUACUACAACAACCACAACUGUAGCUCCUAUAACCACUACAACGGUAGCACCUACAACAACAACUGUAGCUCCUACCGCAACAAAUGUAGCUCCUACUACCACUACAAUUGCAGCACCUACUACGAUAACCACUGCAACUCCUACCACUACACCUGCAGUACCUACUACAAUAAACACAACUACAGCUCCUACAACAAAUACUGUAGCUUCUAUGACCUCUACAACUGCAGUACCUACUACGACAACUGCAGCACCUACUACGACAGCUGCAGCACCUACGACAACUCAUCGACUAUGGCAACUACAACUGCUGCUCCUGUGACAACAACAUCUACAGCUCCUACUACAACAUCGGUAGCUCCUACACCAACUACAACAGCUUUAGCUCCUACAACAAAUACUGUAGCUCCUACGACCUCUACAACUGCAGCACCUACUACGACAACUGCAGCACCUACUACAACAGCUGCAGCACCUACGACAACUGCAGCUCCUACGACAACUGCAGCUCCUACGACAACUGCAGCUCCUACGACAACUGAAGCCCCUACGACAGCUGCAGCACCUACGACAACUGAAGCUCCUACGACAACUGAAGCUAAUACGACAACUGAAGCUCCUACGACAGCUGCAACAACUGCAGCUCCUACCACAACAACUGUAGCUCCUACUACCACUACAUCUGCAAUACCUACUUUAACAACCACAACUACAGCUCCCACUACAAAAACUGAAGCUCCUACGACAACAACAAUAGCAGCCCCUACGACAACAACUGCAGCUCUUACUACAACAAUUGUAGGUCCUUCGACUACUACAAAAGAAGAACCUACACUGACAACUGUAUCUUCUUCGACAACUGCAGCUCCUACAACUGCAGCUCCUACGACAAAAACUGUAGCUCCUAUGACAACCACAUCAGCAGUACCAACUACAUUUACCACAAAUACAGCUCUUACUACAACACCUACAGUUCUUACUGCCAUUACAACUGCAGAACCUACUACGACAACCACUGUAGCUGCUACGGCAACAAAUGUAGCUCCUACUACCACUAUAAAUGCAGCACCUACUACGAUAACCACUGCAACUCCUACUACAACAACUGUAGCUCCUACGGACACUACAACAGUAGCACCUACAACGACAACUGAAGCUCCGCCGACAACAACUGCAGUUCCUACGACCACUACACCUGCAGUACCUACUACAACAAACACAACUACAGCUCCUACUACAACAACUUCAGGUCCUACGACCAGCACACCUGCAGCACCGACUAUGGCAACUACAACUGCUGGUCCUAUGACAACCACAUCUACAGCUCCUACUACAACAUCAGUAGCUUCUACACCGACUACAACAGCUUUAGCUCCUACAACAAAUACUCUGCAGCUCCUACGACAACUGCAAAUAAAUUCCUACGACCACUACACCUGCAGUAUUUACUACAACAAACACAACUACAUCUCCUACUACAACAACUGUAGGUCCUACUACCACCACACCUGCAGCACCGACUAUGGCAACUACAACUGCUGCUCCCAUGACAACCACAUCUACAGCUCCUACUACAAUAUCGGUAGCUUCUACACCGACUACAACAGCUUUAGCUCCUACAACAAAUACUGUAGCUCCUACGACCUCUACAACUGCAGCACCUACUACGAUAACCAAUGCAACUCCUACUACAACAACUGUAGCUCCUACGGACACUACAACACUCCUACAACAACUGUAGCUCCUACGACCACUGCACCUGCUGUACCUACUACAACAACCACAACUACAGCUCCUACAACAACAACUGUAGCUCCUACGUCAAACACAGCAGCUGCCUCUACAACAACCAUUGCAGCUACUGAUGCUCCAACUACCACUACAACUCCAGAAGCUAGUACGACAACCACUGCAGCUCCUACUACAACAACUGCUGUCAACCACAGCAGCAGCCCCUAUGACAAUAACUGCAGCUCUAACUACAACAACUGUAGGUCCUACGACCAGCACAACUGUAGCACCUACUACGGCAACUACAACUGCUGCUCCUAUGACAACCACACCUGCAGCUCCUACUACAACAACUGUAGCUCCUACGACAACAACCACUACAGCAGUUCCUUUGACAACCACUGCAGUGCUUACUACAACAUCUGUAGGUCCUACGACCACUACAACAGAAGCACCUACAAUGACAACUGUACCUUCUUCAACAACUGCAGCUCCUACGACAACUAUUGUAGCUCCUCCGACCACUACACCUGUAGCACCUAUAAUGACAACUGUAGCUCCCAUGACAACUGCAGGUUCUACUACAACAUCUGUAGCUCCUACGACCACUACAACAGCAGCAGCACCUACAACAACUCUAGCUCCUAUGACAACUACUGUAGCUCCUACGACCACUACAACUGCAGCAACUACUACCAAAACUGCAGAUCCUACAGCAACUGCAGCUCCUACGACCACAACUGCAGCUCCUAUGACAACUGUACCUCCUACGACAACAAAUGUAGGCCCUACGACCACUACAACUGCAGUACUUACUACGACAAAAACAACUACAGCUCUUACUAUAAUAAAUGUAGCUCCUACGACAACCACAACAACAGCACCUACAACAACCACUGCUGCUCUUACUACAACAACUACAACUCCUACGACAACCCCAAUUGCAGCUCCUACUACAACUCAGCCCCUACGACAACCACAAAUGCAGCUCCUAGGACCACUAUAAAUGCAGCACCUGCUACGACAACCACAAAUGCAGCGUCUAUGACAACCACUAGUGCAGCUCCUACUACAACAACAACUGUAGCUUCUACAUCCACUACAAGUGUGAACUGUAGCUCCUACGACCACUACAACCGCAGCACUUACUAUGACAACUGCUGCUCCUAUGACAACUGCAGUUCUAACGACAACAACUUUAGCUUCUAUUACAACAACUUUGUAUCAUACGACUACAAAUGGAGGUCCUACGACCACUAA
Messenger RNA from Coregonus clupeaformis (lake whitefish), 10011 nucleotides. RefSeq names its product mucin-2-like. NCBI's taxonomy places the organism in Eukaryota, Metazoa, Chordata, Actinopteri, Salmoniformes, Salmonidae. The record is from RefSeq and is a predicted model, not a curated record. Bases 1 to 10011 code for a protein of 3336 amino acids. The transcript is spliced from 37 exons.